CAAACUCUCCCAUUGGGGGCACAGCUAUGGCUCCCGGAGGGAUUCAGUGACUUGUUCUGGUGCCUGACCGUCUUGGUGGUGGUGGGGUGGAGCUUGCCACGCCGGAGAGCAGCCAUGGGCAGCAAGGAAAGAUUCCACUGGCAGAGCCACAACGUCAAACAAAGUGGGGUGGACGACAUGGUCCUUCUCUCCAAAAUCAACGAAGAUGCCAUUGUUGAAAACCUGAAGAAGCGUUUCAUGGACGAUUACAUCUUUACCUAUAUCGGACCAGUCCUGAUCUCCGUCAACCCCUUUAAACAGAUGCCAUACUUCACUGACCGGGAAGUUGAGCUGUACCAAGGAGCGGCUCAGUAUGAAAACCCACCCCACAUCUAUGCGCUGACGGACAACAUGUAUCGCAACAUGCUCAUUGAUGGGGAAAACCAAUGUGUCAUUAUCAGUGGCGAAAGUGGAGCCGGGAAGACAGUGGCCGCCAAAUACAUCAUGGGCUACAUUUCCAAAGUAUCCGGGGGCGGAGAGAAAGUGCAGCACGUUAAAGACAUCAUUCUCCAGUCUAACCCAUUGCUCGAAGCCUUUGGCAACGCAAAGACUGUCCGGAACAACAACUCCAGCCGAUUUGGAAAGUAUUUUGAGAUCCAGUUCAGUCGAGGGGGUGAGCCGGAUGGAGGGAAGAUCUCCAACUUCUUGCUGGAAAAAUCCCGGGUGGUAAGCCAGAACACGAACGAACGGAACUUCCACAUUUACUACCAGCUCAUCGAAGGAGCCGUACAGGAACAGAAACACAACCUGGGUCUUAUGAAUCCCGACUAUUACUAUUACCUAAGCCAGUCAGAAACAUACAAAGUAGACGGCACAGACGACAAAAGCGAGUUCCAGGAGACCAUGAACGCUAUGGAUGUGAUCGGCAUCUCAGGUCAAGAUAAGCAGCUCGUUCUACAAAUUGUGGCCGGCAUCCUUCAUCUUGGUAACAUUGGAUUCCAGGAACAAGGCAACUAUGCCCAGGUGGAAACUCCCGACACCCUCGCUUUUCCUGCCUACUUGUUGGGGAUUGACAAGACCCGCCUUGAAGAGAAGCUGACGAGUAGGAAGAUGGACAGCAAAUGGGGAGGUCGCUCGGAGUCCAUCAACGUGACUCUCAACGUUGAGCAAGCGGCCUAUACCCGUGAUGCCCUUGCUAAGGGCCUCUAUGCUCGUGUCUUUGACUUCCUUGUGGAGUCCAUCAACAGAGCCAUGCAAAAACCGAAUGAAGAGUACAGUGUGGGCGUACUAGACAUUUAUGGCUUCGAAAUAUUCCAGAGAAACGGCUUCGAACAAUUCUGCAUUAACUUUGUGAAUGAGAAACUUCAACAGAUCUUCAUCGAGCUUACCCUCAAAGCAGAGCAGGAAGAAUAUGUGCAAGAAGGCAUCAAGUGGACUCCUAUUGAGUAUUUUAACAACAAGAUUGUCUGUGACCUCAUUGAAAACAAAGUGAACCCUCCUGGAAUCAUGAGUGUUUUGGACGACGUGUGCGCCACAAUGCAUGCCAAGGGCGAGGGGGCAGACCAGACGCUCCUGCAGAAGCUCCAGUCAGCCGUGGGAACCCACGAGCAUUUCAAUGGCUCCAACUCUGGAUUUGUCAUCCACCAUUAUGCUGGCAAGGUAUCCUAUGAUGCCAGUGGGUUUUGUGAGAGGAAUCGGGAUGUGCUUUUCACCGAUCUGAUAGAGCUGAUGCAAAGCAGUGAAUUUGGCUUCAUUCGAAUGUUGUUCCCCGAAAAACUCGAUGCCGACAAAAAAGGACGUCCCACCACAGCCAGUUCCAAAAUCAAAAAACAGGCCAAUGAUCUUGUAAAUACCCUGAUGAAGUGCACGCCCCAUUACAUCCGCUGCAUUAAACCCAACGAAACCAAGAGGCCUAGAGACUGGGAAGAGAGCCGGGUGAAGCACCAAGUAGAAUAUCUGGGGUUGAAAGAGAAUAUCCGUGUUCGCAGAGCUGGCUUUGCCUAUCGCAGGCUGUUUCAGAAAUUCCUGCAACGGUAUGCCAUCCUGACCCCAGAGACAUGGCCCAGGUGGCGUGGAGAUGAGCGCCAAGGAGUCCAGCAUUUGUUGAAAUCCGUCAAUAUGGAUAUCGACCAGUACCAGAUGGGCCGCACCAAGGUUUUCGUCAAGAACCCUGAGUCGCUCUUCCUUCUAGAGGAGAUGCGGGAACGGAAGUUUGAUGGCUAUGCCCGAGUCAUCCAGAAAGCUUGGCGUCGGCACAUUGCUAUCCGGAAAUACGAACAGAUGCGAGAAGAAGCAUCCCACAUCCUGUACAACUUCAAAGAACGGCGGAGGAACAGCAUCAAUCGGAACUUUGUGGGCGAUUACCUGGGCAUGGAGGACAAGCCGGAGCUGCGUCAGUUCCUGGCCAAAAGGGAAAGAAUAGAUUUUGCUGACUCAGUCACCAAAUACGACCGGCGGUUUAAGCCUAUUAAACGUGAUUUCAUCUUAACGCCCAAAUACUUCUACCUGAUCGGCCGUGAGAAGGUAAAGAAAGGCCCCGAAAAGGGCCAGAUCCGGGAAGUGCUGAAGAAGAAGGUGGAAAUCCACGCUGUCCAUAGAGUGUCCCUCAGCACCAGGCAGGACGAUUUCUUUAUUCUUCACGAAGUAGAGGCCGACACUUUCCUGGAGUCCAUCUUCAAGACGGAACUCAUCAGCCUUCUUUGCAAGCGCUAUGAAGAGGCCACCCGUAGCAAACUGCAGCUCAGUUUUAAUGACACACUACAGUUCCGUGUGAAGAAGGAAGGCUGGGGUGGAGGGGGGACCCGAACAGUGACUUUUCUCGGUGGGCAGGGGAACGUGGCUCUCCUCAAAGCAGGAGGGAAAACUCUUUCCAUCAGCAUUGGAAGUGGACUCCCAAAGAACUCCAAACCCACCAAGAAAGGAAUCCAGCAAACCAAAGGCCACCAGAGGUACCCACCACCAUCUCGAGCUGUCCCACCAGCCCCAAGAGGGAGAACUGUCGCAGGACCUUGCAGGAACGGGGCCCCGCAGUUUCCCCGGAACAGUACCCGGGGGCAGGAUCAGAUGUAUACCACCCCGCAAAGGCAGGGGCCUCCAGCCACCGCCCUCCCCAAACAAGGCCAGACUCGGCGGUUGAAGGCAAGAGAACCUUUGGACCACAACCUGGACUUCCUCAAUGUUCCAGAUGAAGGGAUGGCUGGAGCUCAAAGGAAGAAAAGCAUUGGACAACGGCCACUUCCCGCUCGACCUAAACCACCUCCCGCUCGACCAGGUCCUCGCUGCCGAGCUUUAUACCAGUAUCUCGGGCAGGAUGUGGAUGAACUGAGCUUCAACGUAGGCGAAAUUAUAGACGUCUUGCUGGAAGAUGCCUCUGGCUGGUGGAAGGGUCGUCUCCAUGGGCGAGAAGGGCUCUUCCCUGGGAAUUAUGUACAGAAGAUCUGAGUAGAGCUAGCAGCCCGGAGGUGAGAUGAAGGCACCGAGUCCAUGAGAAUGUAUGAACUGCCCCCAGAAAAUGAACAAGAACUUGUCUUACUACAGGAGAGACUCAGUUUACAGGGCUGGAGGAAGAGAUCUCUCUUGGUAAUGGUUUCCAAAGCAGCAAAACUUAGCAAGGGCCAACAGCCUCUACUGUUUUCCUCCCUGCCCCCACUUCUUUUUCCAGUUGAGAUUACAAAGAAUGGGGAGAAAACUAACCCUAACUCACUCUAGCAUGUGUUUUGUUAGCUGCGUGGUGCUAUUUGGCAAAGGGAGGGGAUUUGUGGAAGUUUUUAAAUAACAGGAACCCCUCAGCACAGACCCACAGAU
Molecule: messenger RNA, 3783 nt
Organism: Eublepharis macularius
Lineage: Eukaryota; Metazoa; Chordata; Lepidosauria; Squamata; Eublepharidae
Gene: MYO1F
Product: myosin IF
Exons: 28
Coding region: 115-3420 (1101 amino acids)
Biological process (GO): vesicle transport along actin filament; actin filament organization
Cellular component (GO): plasma membrane; myosin complex; microvillus
Molecular function (GO): ATP binding; actin filament binding; microfilament motor activity
Source: RefSeq, a predicted model, not a curated record